AUGGAUGAUUGUGAAUUGCUUCCAGAAAGGAUUGGUGCCCUGAAACACUUGAGAUAUAUCGAUUUGGCUAAGACUUCAAAAUUGAAAAGAUUACCAAAAUCUUUUUUCAGAUUACAAAAUCUGCAAGCUCUCUAUCUAGGUAAUGGAUUAGAAGAGCUGCCCAAAGAUGUGAGGUACAUGAUCAGUCUUAGACUUUUAUUUCUAUUUACUAAGCAGCAGCGGUUGCCAGAAGGUGGGAUUGGGUGCUUGGAAUAUCUUCAAUUUUUUUUCAUUAGUAACUGUGAAAAUCUUGAAUAUUUGUGCGAAGAUCUGCAAGGUCUUAAAAGCCUUCGAAAAUUAUGUAUUUGUGAAUGUAAAAGCUUGAUCUCUUUGCCACGAAGCAUGAAAUACCUGACUGCACUCGAGUUUUUAUGUAUUGUGGAUUGUAAAAAGCUUGAUUUGAUGACAAUGGAGGAAGAGUACGAGGAAGAAAUUAAACCACUUCGCCUUCAAACUGUAAUGUUUGCAAAGUUACCAACAACACUGGCAUUACCAAGACAAAUUCUUCAAGGAUCUGCAGACUCCUUACAAACAUUUGUGAUUGAAUACUGUGCAAACAUUAGAGAAUUUCCAGACUGCAUCGGCAAUCUAAAUAAACUCCAAAUGCUUGCAAUCAUGGGUUGUCCAAGUUUGAGCAAAAGAUGCCGAAGGGGAACCGGAGAAGAUUGGCCCAAGAUCGCUCAUAUCCCUGAAAUUAAUGUUCAAGUUAUUGACAGUGACGAAGAAACAUCUAAUUAG
Dovyalis caffra is the source of this 777-nucleotide messenger RNA. The record is from the annotation of a GenBank genome assembly. NCBI's taxonomy places the organism in Eukaryota, Viridiplantae, Streptophyta, Magnoliopsida, Malpighiales, Salicaceae.